Messenger RNA from Scomber japonicus (chub mackerel), 3431 nucleotides. RefSeq names its product DALR anticodon binding domain containing 3 (gene dalrd3). NCBI's taxonomy places the organism in Eukaryota, Metazoa, Chordata, Actinopteri, Scombriformes, Scombridae. Gene Ontology annotation, molecular function: tRNA binding; ATP binding; arginine-tRNA ligase activity. The record is from RefSeq and is a predicted model, not a curated record. Gene Ontology annotation, biological process: arginyl-tRNA aminoacylation; tRNA C3-cytosine methylation. The coding region runs from base 97 to 1818 and encodes 573 amino acids. The transcript is spliced from 13 exons.
ACAUUAGUGUGGAGGCAUUUGAGCAGGAGACGGGAGCAUGGCGUGGAUGUGCUGAUAUCCUGGUAGCGAGCUCACCUGUUUGUGUUGUUGGUGGUGAUGGAGAAUAUCGUGGAGUCUUCGCCCCUCCGGAUCACCCCUACAGUCCGGGCGCUGAGCUCCGCACUGCGGGGGAAACGUGAAAAUGUCCCCGAUGCCAGCGAGGGGAGAGGCGACAGGAUCUUCCCUGACCCGGAGAAGCUUUGGUUCAAGGAGAGCAGCGCUAAAAAUCUCCGAAACAGAGACUUCUUGUCACCGACCACGAUGCUUCACACGCUGUACGCGGACGGACAGGUCCCUCCAGCAGUGAUGUCCAGAGUCCUGUCCCUCCAUGGCAGUGGGGUUCUGCCUGUGGCUGGUGGGGAGGUGAUGGGUGAAGGGCUGAGGGUGAGGGUGGACCGGACUGCAGCGUUCAAAGCCGUCCUGGCGGGAGGAGCCACGGAGUACCUGACACCAUCAGGUCAGAGGCAGGGCUGUGUGGUGAUCAACUGUCCUGCCCUGCACCCUAAACCUAACACACCCACUCCUGACACACUGACUCUGGGCCAGCUGAGGACUGUUCUGUUGGCUGACCACAUGGGGGCACUGCUGAGAAAACAGGGGUUUUCAGUGUCCUAUUGCCCCAUGCUUCCCGAAGACAGCGACAUCAUCACGUUCCUCCGAACUCUGGGCCUCGAUUGGCCGACAGCCCCAGCCAACUGCACCAAUGAGGAGCGUGAGGAGAAGAUCCAGGAAGCGUUGGAGAACUCUCCGUACAGAGAGAGGGAAACUGAGAGAGGCAGGAGGACCAGCGGAGGAGGAGGAGGAGGAGGGAGGAAGGCAGAGGAGGGGGAGAAUGAGGGAGCGCUUAGGAUCAACCUGAAACGAGUUUUCCAGGAGGAGGGGCUGCUGGGAUAUGACCCCAGUCUCGGUACCUGCACAGUGCACAGAGACAGCGUUUCCCACCUGGCACAACUGGACGCAGCCACAGCCGACUGCACAGUAGCCAUGGCAACAGCAUUACAUGUAACUUCUUGUCAGGAUGAGUUCCGCCAGCAGCAGAUAGCGAUGCUGUGGAGAGCCAGUGGAGCGACACAUACACAGAGACAUCUGGUGUGUGGGCCUGUGAAGACUCCUGGUUCUCACCUCACUGCUGCACAGUACCUGCAGCUGAGAAGAGGUCAAAUGAAGGAGGCCUCAGAGAUGAAGUACGGAGAUCAAGUAGAAGGUCAGACAUGGGAUGACAUCAUCAAGGUCAUGACCUCUGCCACUGUCAGAUUUGAGCUGCUGUCAACAGUCCACACCAGUCCUGUGACACUGGACGUCCAGAGGGAAGGGAGCGUGUCCACCAAAGGGCCAAGAGGAGGGGUGUUUGUGAUGUACAACUGCGCCAGACUGCACACUUUGUUUGACAGCUAUGAGAGAGGAGUGGGGAAGGGUCUGUACCCAGAAAUCCCUGAUGGCUCUGAGUUGGACUUCUCUGCUCUCAAAGAAGAGGGGGAGUGGCUUCUCCUGUUCAAUUACCUCAUUCCGUUCUCGGAGUUGCUGGACCAAUCAGGACAGGCGUUAGACUGCGAAGGGGGAGGAGCCAGAGUCAACAUUAAAACUGAACAGAUCUGUAAAUUUCUGGUGUCUCUCAGUAAAGACUUCAGCUCGUACUACAACAGAGUGCACGUGCUCGGGGAGCCAUUGCCUCAUCUCUUCAACCAGAUGUUUUGUCGUCUGUAUCUGUUGAGAGCGUUGAGAGAGCUCUACCACAGCGCUCUGGACACCCUUAACCUUCCCCCCAUCAGGCAGCUAUAGCCUUGACUUGACAUACGUCUAUCAUUCUGUAGUCACUGUUAGUCUUACCUCCACACCCGCUCACCCUCCCACACCUACACCUACACACCCACACCCAUAUUUUUCAGUUGUAGCCUGAUUACAUACACACUUCAUUAAGCAAUUAAAAUGUAUCCAACUAAGACACACUCACCUUUUUCCUCUUUUAAGCAACGUCACAUCUACAGUCUUUAAUAAUAAGAUCCCUUAACUUGCCCACUUAUGAAGCUCCUACAGCUCGUUUGCAAUGACUCCUACAGCUGGACUCACUGUAACUGUUUGAAUAUUUUAAGGAUGUCAUCAUUAGCCAUAAAUCAUGAAAUAUGGCUUCAGUAAACUGCGCUUUUUAUCCAAAAUGCUUGAGCGAUAAUGUGUGAGGUCAGCUUGAUCUGGAUGGAGUGAUUUUUCCUGGAAAAUUUGAUGCCUGUUCGUAUGUUGUUCCUCACUUUUGGGUUAGCUGCUCAAUGGGUUUGGGAAUAUAUCAAUCAUUACAAUUUUAAUAGCCAAAUGAGCUAAAUCUGCAAUGUCAGAGUUAGUGAAAACGAUAGUUUUCUUUGUUGAAGCCCCACUUUGUUAUUUUAAAUCCCACUUAUCACAGGUCCUUCUCCUCUCUUAAUGACCGUAGGUAGCCCACAAAGACUUUUUAGCAUGAUUUUAGGUGCCAAAAUCUCACUAGUAUCUUAACCAGAGUGCCCAGUUUAAACAUCCCACAAAAACUUAAUUAGUAUUAUUAUUAUUCUUAUCACAGCUCUUUCAAAAUCAUAGUUGUUUCACUGUCUGAAGAAAAGAAAUCGUACUUUUUAAUGAGCCUUGUUCAACUGUUCAUGUGUGUUAUCCGACUUGUAUUUAUAAAUGCCAUACAAAUAUUUAUUGUCAGUUAAAAAAACCAGAUGUGUACAGAAUAUAUAUAUUCUGCAUAUAAGUCUUAAUUACUGUGUUCAUAUGAUUAUUUAAAAUCCUCCGACUAGUUACAGUUGUCCUGCUUGACACCCGAUCUUCAUUAUCAGACAUGUGCCAGAAAAUAACCAAUGUUUAUAAGUUAUUGACAGAGAGAGAGAAAAAUCAGCAUUUAGGGUGUGGUGCCACCAUUUUUAGGAAAUGCAUGAAAUGGCAUGAAAAUAAUAUAUAUGAAGAGUUUUAUGCCAAAAAUAUUAUUUAUACGUAUUGAAAGGGGCUAAAUAUUGACCUGAAAUUGAUCCUUGAGUAUCCCUGAAAUGUUAUCUGCUAUCUGCUAAAAAUGUGCCAUAGAUGGUUUGAACUUUCUGCUGUACAUUUGUUUUUUUUGUAACUUGGUGUUUUUUGAAUUUCUUAUUUUGGAACAAAUAAUUGUAUUGAACACAAAUAUCUUUCCCAUUCACCUCUCACUGCAUGAAAUGUUCUCUGCAAAUGUUGCUUGUCCCUGAUUGGUCUAUGGACUUUUUUAAAAGUUUUUGUUUUUUAUUUUUUACUAGCUAUAGAAAAGGCCAUGAGAUGUUUACGAUAUACUGAUUCAUUUAUAGUAACUGUCUUGGUAACUUCCGCUGUAAUUAUCAUAGUAUUAAAGCAGAAGAUAAGAAGAAUUACUUUGCAUCUUUUUUUUCUCUUUCUCUCAUACU